Molecule: messenger RNA, 1563 nt
Organism: Cokeromyces recurvatus
Lineage: Eukaryota; Fungi; Mucoromycota; Mucoromycetes; Mucorales; Mucoraceae
Exons: 4
Coding region: 1-1563 (520 amino acids)
Molecular function (GO): UDP-glycosyltransferase activity
Source: RefSeq, a predicted model, not a curated record
AUGGGUGGCUCAUCCCAUUACAACUGGGUACUUGAUAUUAGCGAUGAACUUGGUCGCAGAGGUCAUAAUGUUAGUUUUUUAGCUUCUGAUACAGAUACACGUUUUGGUAAGCCUUAUUUAAAUGUCAAGACUGUUUCUACUGGUCCUUCUGUCUUUAUUGAUUAUAAGAAUAUUGCAACACUCUUAAAGCAGUUGACAGAGGAAGGCACUGCAAAGCUUAUGACCUUUCUUCUAAAUACUGUAUUUCAGAAUUUUGAGAAAGAUUACGAAUUUUUAAAUAAAUACUUUAGAGAUAAUAAUGUAGAUCUAGUCUUGUGCGAUCAUUUUGCUGAAAGUUGUUUAGAAGCAGCUACUUCUUUGAAUAUUCCUUACAUUGUUACUUCUACUUUCGAAAUGACGAAAGCUAACACAAAAAAAAAAAAAAAAGAUUCUAGAGCCCCUUACAUCAAUAAUGAUAUGGUCUUAAUCAGUGAUUUUACUACCGAGCAUCAAACAUUUUAUGAACGCUUCAUGGACAGAAUGGUUCGACCUUAUGUCAACCUUUACCAACUAUGGCCAACUUUAAAGGAUAUAAAUGAUCGAAAGAAGGCUGUCGGCAUUCCUGCCAAAAUUCAAGAUCCCUCAGAACGAUGGAAGGACAGUUUGAAGUUAAUAAAUAGUUUAUUUGGGUUUUCGGCACCAAGACCUUUAGGUCCCCUUGUUGAAUUUGUAGGUCCUAUUUUAUCUCAGCAUUAUACACCUUUAAGUGAGGAACUUGAAAGAUACCUUGAUGGUCAUAAAAAUAUUGCUUAUAUUGCAUUUGGUCAGCAUGCUGCUCCUACCGAAGAACAUAUUCAACUCAUCUUGAGUAGUUUAUUAGAAAGUAUUGAACAUAAUACUUUAGAUGGUUUUAUUUGGUCUACUGUUCAUGCUGCGGGGCUCUUCCCUGAUUCAAUCACAACUUCCUCUAAUACUACUUAUAACAUUCAAGAUCUAUUUGAUGGCAAGAAUUCAGAUAUUCAAUUCCCUAAAUGGGCUCCACAGGCUGCUAUUCUUUUGCAUCCCUCUACAAAUCUCUUUAUAUCUCACGGCGGUUUAGGCUCUUGGUAUGAAUCCAUGUAUGCUGGCACUCGUAUGAUCAUGUUCCCCUUCUUUGGUGAUCAGCCUGCUAACUCUUUGAUGAUUGAGCGUCAUGGAUUGGGCGCGAUUUUGAAAGCUGAUUCUACCACUGAACAAGCUGUUGAAUUAAUUGAGAGGGUCAUGGCGGAUAAAGACGGAGAAAUUAUGAGUAAUGUAAAUCGUAUGCAGGCUCUUGUGCAGAUUCGUUCUAAACAUAGUGUACUUCGUGGUGCUGAUAUUGUAGAAGAGGUUGCAUAUACUCAUAAGGAUGGUAAACUUCUUUAUCGUCAAAGUGCUGAUAAGCGUAUGUCCUAUAUAAAAGCUCAUAAUUUAGAUCUUUAUGGUGCUUUGGUCUUAUUGAUAGCAUUUGGUUUAUCGGUUAUUUAUUUCAUUUCUAAGAAACUAUUGGUUUUGAUCAGCUUUCUUAAUCAAUCUCCUUCAACUCAAAAGCUUAAAAAGCUUUAG